UCAUGCAAGAAUAAAGAUUUUAGAUUUCCUAUCCCCAAAUGUAAAGUAUGUUUGACACAGCAAAUUUAUAAUCUGGAUAAUCAGCUGAAAUUUUACAUUAACUUGGGUACAUAACUUAAUAUCUAUAUUAGGGAUGUUGAAUCAAUAAUGAUUAAAUUAGAAACUGAUUCCAAAAAUGGUAUAGUUGAUAUUGAAGGAAGGUAAGAGCAAUUUGGAAGCAAUCGAUUAGAUCCUCCAAAAUUAUCUCCUUUCUAUAUGUGCAUGUACAAAUAAACAAAAGACUUCUGCAUCAGAAUAUUGGCAUUCGCUACAAUAAUAAUGUUUAUGAUGGCUUUUUUCUCUGAAGAACCAUUUGAACAAAUAGUAUAAGCAUUUUCUAUACUUAUUGCCAUCUGUGCUGUUGUAAUAAUAGGAGCUAUGACUGAUUACAGAAAAGAAAAAUAAUUUAGAUAAUUAUAUUUGGAAUAAGAAGAAUAAUAAAAAAAACUAUUUUAAGUUGUUAGAAAUGGAAAUGUUAAUUAAAUGAAUCAUCUUGAUUUAUUAGUAGGUGACAUUAUCACAAUAAAACCAGGUGAUAAUAUCACUGUUGAUGGAAUAUUACUUGAAGGAACAGAAACAGUUGAAGUAGAUGAAAGUAUGAUUUCAGGUUUGACAGAUACAAUCUCUAAAUAACCAAUAUCAAAAGGAUUCAAUUGUUUUAUACGUGGAGGUAGUAAUAUCUUUGAAGGAACAGCUAAAGUUAUAGUAUUAGCAGUAGGUUCAUCUACAUAUUCUAAUAGAAUGAAACAUGAUAAUUAAUAAAAAGAAGAAGGAGAAGAAGAAUUGAUACAUGAUGAAAGAUCUCCAUUAGCAAAGGCACUUGAAACCUUAGCUAAAUUUUUAGUAUUUAUAGGUUGCAUGAGUGCUUUAGCUAUGUUUAUAGUUCUAGAAUUAUAUAUGGUGAGAGAAUUGAAUGAAUUACAAGAGAAAAUAUUCUCUUAAUUUGCACUAAAGAAAGUAUUAUCUGAUUUUAUUGAUGCUUUCUUAAUCAUUGUUUUAUCUAUACCUGAAGGAUUACCAUUGAUUGUGACUUUAUCUUUAGCAUUUUCUAUUGCUAAAUUAAGAUAAUAAGAUAUUGUAAUUAGAAAUUUGCAUGUUUGUUAAGUAUUAGGUGGAGUUGAUACAUUAUGUUUUGAUAAGACAGGCACUUUAACUUAUAAUAAUCUAAAAGUUAGCAAUGUUCAUAUUGCAAAUGAAGAAAGAGUUCACAAUAUACCACCUUAAGAUCCAUUAUUUAGAAUAUUAUCAGAAGCAAUUCUAUCUACUAAUUCAGCCUUUUUAUCAGAUGAAAUUGCAAAAUAAUUAAAAUAUAAUGAAUAAUUAGAUAUUAAUAAGAAGACAUAAGAAUAAGCAAAGAUGUUAUCAUCUGUUAAUGAUGUUUCGAAAAAGAGUGAUUGGAGUGGAAAUAGAUUAGAUGUUGCUUUAAUUGAUUAUUUGGAAGUUAAAUUAAGAAGAGAUAUUGUUGUUGAGUAUAUGCAAGAUUUAAAGAAUUAAAUUAGAAAAACUAUUCCAUUUAAUAAUUAUGGUUUACAUGCUGAAGUUCUUCAUGUAAGAGGUGAUAAAUAUAGAAUCAUUUUGAAAGGAAAGGCUAAAGAUAUUAUAGAGAAAUGCAAUUAACUUAAUAUAUCAAUUCCUGAUAAUCAAAAGUUUUAGAUAUAUGAACCAGGAAAUUAUACAAUUUAAUAUUGUUCUUAUUCAAAUAUGACAAAUGAAAGUGCAGAAAUUGAAAAAAAUGCUGUUUUAAAUUAUAAUUCAUAAUCCUUAAAAACUAUUUCUUUUGCAUAUAAAGAUAUCUAAAUAUCAAAUCUUAUUGAAUAAGAUUGGUAAUAAUUAUUAACAGAAAACAAUUUUAUAUAUAUUGGUACAAUUGCAAUGAGAGAUGAUAUAAGAUAGGAAGCAAAAAGAUUAGAUAGUGCCUUAAAGAUGGGAAAUAUGAAUGUUAUGAUUUUAACAGGAGACACAAGAGUUAAUACUGUUAAUGUAGCUAAAUAAUUAGGUUGGGUAAGUUGUGAUUAGGCAGAUGCAGAAAUUCAAAGAACUAGUGAACAUCUACCUAAAUCAUCUUAAUUAAUUAAUCAUUAAGAGAUUAUUAUUGAUCCUACAACUGGUGAGGAAUAAAAGAAUGCUUAAAUUAUAUCAACAAUAAUUGAGAAUCAAAAAGAUGAAACUUAACCUUUAUUAAAAGAUGAUUGUGAAAAUUAAUAUAUCAAAUAAUAAUCAUUUAGUAGUCUUUUAAUUUUGAACUUUUAAGAAUAUGUUAUUAGAAUUAGAAAAAUAUUGAAGGAAUCAAAUAUUUAUUAUACUCAUUAAGAAGUAAAUGAAAAAAAUAUAGUAUCUAAAAUACCAGAUAUAUUAGAUGAUACUUUAGCAAGUUAAGUAAUAUUAUUUUAAUAUAAUUUAGAAAGUUUAAAAAUUGAAUAAUUAAUUAUAGAUUUUAGCAGAUUUAAAUUAACAUCAAAAACAUUAAUUCUUAGAAGUAUAUUCAAAUAUCAAUGAAUCUACUAUUGGAUAUAUUGGAGAUGGUAAUAAUGAUGCAAUAGCAUUGUAAACUGCUUCAGUGGGUAUAACUUUGGGUAAAACUGCUACAAACAUAGCAAGAGAAUGUAGUGGAGUAAUCUUAAUGAAUGAUAGAUUAGAUGGCAUUGAAUUAUGCAUGAAAUUUGGUAGAAAUAUCUUUUUGAAUAUCAAAAGAUUUAUCUACUUUUAAUUGAGUUUCUUUUUAAAUUCAAUUGCUAUUAUGUUGACUUCCUCAAUUGUAUUAAAAUAACAACCAUAUACAGUAUUGGAAGUUAUUUGGUUAAGUUUGUAAGAUUUAUAUUCUUUAUAUUUUUGUUAGAGUUCAAGAUAUCUUUUCUGCAGUUGCAUUGAGUACAGAAGUACCUUAAGAUGAUAUAUUAAAGAGAACUAAACCAGCAAAAAGAGGAGAAAAUAUAAUUGAUAAGUUUUUACUUUAAAUGACUUGUACUCAAGCAGUCUUUUAAUAUUUAGCAACCCUUAUUGUUUUAUUUUUAACUCCUACUAUUUUUGGAAUUGAGUAAUGAUUUUAUUAUAUAUGAUAGACCAUCAUACAAACAUGAUUUACAUGCACUUGGAGCUGAAUUCAUACCAGAAUUUGCAAUUCAUUAUACUUUAGUAUAUCAUUUGACUGCUAUGUUUUAAAUUGUCAAUUUGAUAUGUAGUAGAAGAAUAGGAUAAAAUGAAUAUAACGUUUUUGAAGGAAUUCAUAAAAAUAAACCAUUUACAAUUAUGAUUGUUGGUUUACUUAUAAUUCAAUAGGUCAUUAUUUAUGCAGGAGGUAAGUAUUUCAAAACAGCAUAAUUGACAAUUUGGUAAAAUAUGUUCUGUCUUUGUUUAUCAUUUGGAGCCUUGGUUGUAUUUUGGUUGUCUAAAUAUCUAUAUUCAACCAGAAAAUGA
Molecule: messenger RNA, 3453 nt
Organism: Paramecium pentaurelia
Lineage: Eukaryota; Ciliophora; Oligohymenophorea; Peniculida; Parameciidae
Source: the annotation of a GenBank genome assembly